This is a messenger RNA of Myxocyprinus asiaticus (Chinese sucker), 12579 nucleotides long. RefSeq names its product BAH domain and coiled-coil containing 1b (gene bahcc1b). Gene Ontology annotation, molecular function: chromatin binding. Lineage: Eukaryota; Metazoa; Chordata; Actinopteri; Cypriniformes; Catostomidae. The record is from RefSeq and is a predicted model, not a curated record. Bases 2117 to 10198 code for a protein of 2693 amino acids. The transcript is spliced from 30 exons.
UUAAAAUGCUGGCCUUUUUAGUAGCAUAUUUUUCCUCUUUCGUUUGUUUACCUUUUUACUUUUAAGUGCAUGACAGGUAACAUUGUAUCAAUAUAUUUGUUUAAAGCUAAAGCCUUGCCUGCAUCUCUAGUAAAAAGGUUUCUCUCGUGCAAUGCUCACGGGACUGAAAGCGUUAAGUGUCUGACGUCACCGUUCCCGGGGCGAUGACCUUAAAGGUAGGGGUGGGGGCAAGUUUUUGCUCCAGGGAUGAGAGGGAAAUACGCCUCGCUUUCCAGGCAAAUAUCCCAUUUUGGAUGUAAAAACAUAGAUAUUUUGUUCUAACUUGUUUAUAAGAGUCGGGCAUUGUUUUUCUUUCAGGACAUAUGUAUUUUGUAAUGGAUUGCCCGAGUUUCUUCAAGGUAAAUCUGUAGCUGUUUAAGUAAACAAUCUAUCGAAGCGAAUGUGUGUUUGUGGUGUUUUUGCAACUGAUCUUACCACCUCUCUACAUGCACAUUGUAUUUAACGAACGUACUGUAGGCUAUAGCGUGCGUGUGGUUCAAUUGCAACAUUGUAUCAGAACAACGAAUGCAUCAGUUUACACAAAUGUACAUUACGAAACAAAAUCGUCACAAGCAGUCAUCGGCUUAAAACAUGAAAAAUGUGUUUAGUCGCGUCGAUGCGUUAAAAUCGCAGGGGUUGCGAUCCACUCGCGGUGCCUUUUAUUUUCGUGAAGUAACCAAAAGUGUACUUUGGUUUGAUUAAAGUGUGUUGUUUCUAAAUACAAUGGGGAAAAGUCCAAUAUGGUAGAGAAGAUCAGAUUUAGUGAAUACAAGGUCUCCACGACACAGAGGAGGGAAGGGGUUCGCUUUUCCUCUGGUCUUUUCCUAGCAAACAAGUUUAGAGCAAACAUGCAACAAAAGUAGAAUAGUUAAGUUGUGUUAAAGAGUUGGGGUAUGCUCACGACACACGUGCCCCCUCCCCUAAUUAAAUGAAGCAAAAUGCAAUGGUCUGGAUAUGAAAGCAGAUUAAAUUUCGUUCGUCUAUCCAUCAAUUUUCUGUUUAAUGUCACUGAGCUCCAUUGUGGGAGAAGAGGACGCGUCAUCCAGCCAUAAAUUUGUGAUUAUUGAGGCUCGAGGAGGCAGUUGGCUCUAUUCGGACGGAUUUGCUCCGUACGUUCAGAUAGAUCUUCUACACUGUAGCAGAAGCCAGAAACCAAGUCAUCUUUUAUACAGCAUUUAGUCGGAAGGGUUUAAGGAGUUUAUACCGGACUAGAUUAUGGUUAAGUACUCAUGAUAAAUUAAAUAACCUCUAUUUUUCCUUUUUUUUUUUUUUUUUUUUUUUUUCAAGAGCUGUUAGGAUUUUAUUUUUUUAGUUUUUUUUUUAGGAUUGAAGGCUCUACACGAGGAAGUGUUUUUUCAGAGGGAUUUUUCUAUAUCAAAGGUUUGAAUCCAGAGCAGUGCCGCAUUUUUUCCAUUUUUGCAUAAAUCAAUAACUACUCCUUGCUCAAAAAAUAUUUGCUGUCCCGAUGGUCUACCAUUUUUAUAGAGCUCGUCGCGAGACAGACAGAAAAGCACAAAUAAAGCGCCCGCCGUUUUGUUUAGUUGAUCCAGCUGACACGCCAUUGGCUCAGAGUUCCAUCCAAUCGGAGCCACUGUUUAUCCUGGGGCGCGCUGCACGAGCUUAUUGACAUGUAGGUAUUAGACCAAUGGGCGAGACGGCUCCCCCAGUCACCUCCUCUUCUUCUCAUUGAGUGGCAGAUUCAGGAAAGAGCCUCUGACUGCUUGUACGGAGCUCGAUUCAGCAGAAGCUCUUACUACUACGGUGCAUCUCCGAACUUCUGCACAUCAUACGCACUGCAAUCAGCAGACACUAGGAUGUAACCAUUUCCACAUGUUUUUAUUCUGAAUCUGCUCUCUUUUACCUAUUUUUUUAUCAUGUUUUUUUAAAAACCAUUUAUUGUUUUGCAAGGAAUAACUUACCAAAAACAUGACCUGGACAUACUUUUUUGGCCGUCAAAGCCAAAACUGUGCUGAAUGCAAGACCUAGGCGAAAUUCUUUACGGGAUUAUAACAUCUUUUUCGGUUCUGUUCUCGUGGUUUCCUGCUCUGGAUUUCGGAUUUAACGUUUUCUUAUCGAGAUGGAAGGCCGGGAUUUCGCCCAUCCGCCGCACCUUCUGGCAGAGCGAGGCGCGCUGGUUCACAGAGCCGCCUCGAGGAUCACUUCUACCGGGCACACGACAGUGCAGCAUCCCGGUCACUUUCAGCCUGGGAAAUAUUAUGCCUCGCACAUACCGAUGCCUCCACAUUCAGGCAGUGGACUGAUAGGGAACUCCUCUGCCUCUUUCAUGGGUACAUUUCUGGCCAGCAGUCUGGGUUCUCCCACCACCCACCCAACUGGACCUCCAUCAUCCCCCUCAUCUCCACCCUAUCGGACUGGACCUCACUCCACAGCCCCAUCACAGAUCUGGUUCCCCCACUCACAUGAAGCCCCAGGGUAUCCCCGCUUUUCAGGGAGUCUAGCCCCCACCUUCUUACCCAUGAGCCCCCUGGAUCACCAUGGCAACAGCAGUGUACUCUAUGGACAGCAUUUCUAUGACACUCAGAAAGAUUUCUAUCUAAGAGGCCUCCCAUCACAACCCCACCUUCUCUCCACCAAUCACAGCUUCCCACCAUUAUCUCGGACAGCCCCCACCCAUCCGCUGGACUCCUGUAGCCGGGAGAGGGAUUCUGGGAGCGCACAUUCCCAGAAGAGCUCCAAAGAGACAGGUGUAGCGGAGCGAAGAGUAGGACCCGGAGGAAAAGAUAAAGAAAAGAGUAACCAGGACUCUAAGCAGGAUCGCCAGCACCAUGGUCAACCACUUCCCAAUCUUCAUCACCACCAGCACCAUCACCCCCAAAGCUUAGAGGAGGACCUCCAGAACAAAGACGACCCCAAGCACCUUAGCACUUGCCUGCUUAGCACGAAGACCCAGAAUGGCUCUGACCCAGGGGCAACAGCCAGGGGCUCCCUGCCCAGUUGUGUAGGGCCAGGAGCCUCGGGUCUGGGGACUGGCCGGCAGCCAAGUGGAGAAGGUCACUAUUAUAAGGAGGGGGUCAGUGGAGAGAUGCGAAUUAGUGAGCCACCCUCAGACUGUCUUCGACACAGUGCCAUGCUGGGCCAUGCCCAUCCAAUGUCCUACUCCAUGCCCCCUCCUCUGAGCAUUGGCUCUGCUGUGGGAGGAUCCUGGCUCCACCCAAGUCAUCCACACCAUCACCAUCCUCAUCAUCCCCAUCCAGAUCUCUUCUGCCCACCUCCCCCUGCCCCGCUCACCAUGCCCUCUGCUCAGGAAAAGAGCCUGGCUCCUGGAGCAGGCAGGGACUCUGAGGUAAUGGGGCCUACCUUUGUGCCCUCCGUGGGGCCACUGAGGGACAAAACCAGUGGACCGUUUCAACUAGGAAACCCUCAUUGUCGAGGUGCAGGAGGUGGCAUGGUGUCAGCUGGGGGAGGUGUUGGAGGAGGUAUGGGGAAAGAAACCAAAACUCCUGAGAGAAGUAGCAGUGGAAGUCGAGCAGCUCCUCCUGCACCUCCCCACAUGCCUCCGCCUAGUAUCUGCCAAAGAAAAUCUUCCCAACAGCAAAAUGCAUAUGGCAAAGCAGACAAGAGCUCAGACUGGUCCCCAAGCCUUCAUUCACGCACACAUGAUGUUCAGCACAGUCAAAAUCAGCAACCCAAUUCGGUUAGGUCAUGUAGCUUGGACGGCAAUGAGGAAUCUGAUGCCUUUCAUCCCUCUCUGCCACUGGGGACGAAGGGUGGCCAACAAGCUAAGAGUAGCAUAUAUGCCAGCACUCCACCCUUUCGGGACUGUUCCCACUCAGGUCCAUCAAACAGGGCUUCUUCUGAAGGUAAAGGUGGAACUAAGAGUGAGUGUAAUCUUCAAAGGAACAGUCAGAGAGUUGCACGGAUACGUCAUCAGCAGCACGGUAAUGGAACUAGCACUGGCGGGCUGGAGCCUAGCAAUGAUGUGCAAGAAAAAAUAACUACAGAAUACAGCGGGCAGCAGACUGGCACUCCUCCCUCUUGGGAAGUGCGAGAACACCAGACUCGGCCGGAUGAAGAACAGCACAAGGCGUACAACUCUCUGGGUGCCGGCUCCCAGACUUCACGUGGGGUCCAAGGACCUCUUUCACCCCAAACCGCCCCACAGGAGACCACAUUGGGCUCCCAAGGACCUGAAAACAAUGCCAUGAGGAGUCUGAUGAAGUACAGCAGCCAGCAACCACUACUGUUCUCUCAGAAGAGCCCGUUUGGUGGUCUGGGCUGCCUUAAGCAGGGGUCAGCAACUGGGGAGAGGAGUGAGAGGAACGAUAAAAGUGGAAGCAGUUCGAGCUGUGCACUACAGGAGGUGAAGCAGACCCUACCCCCCAGGAGAGCCUCAUCAUCUGGGGAGAAUGAGCGUUCGGAGCGGGUGGGCAAGGACUCAGGGGAAGCUCAAGGGGAGGGAGAGGUGCGGCUGCCCCCUGUGGGGAUAGCAGUGGCCGUUGCCAGGCAGAGAGAGCCCCCUUGCCGCCUGCCAGACGGGCAUCCCAUCCACAGCCACCACAGCAGAGUGAUGCCCAGCAUGAAGGGUGUUGGACACCCCAUGUACCCGCUGGACCGGGAGGUAGAUGAUGAACGGAAAACAGUGUAUGAGGAACAGCUUGGACUUCCUCUAUUCGACCGAGAGAGAGAACUCCUCCUCAGGGAAAACAAAGAAAGAGUUGAGUUUGCCAGGAUCCACCCCUCCAGUAGUUGCCAUGGAGAUCUGACCUCACACCUUAUUGUGCCAGGCAGUAGCCAAUUAGGCACUGAACCAUCUGCUCAUGCCCACCCCGCCCAUCAUCACUGGAUGCCUCGGACAGGAAGUCCCUCCCUCUGGAUGAGACACUCCUAUGGUCUCAGUCAUGCAGCAUUGCACCAGAACCUGACCCCAGGCUUCUCCACAACCAUGCCCAGCCCCUUGCAACCAGUCCUGCCUCUGCCUCAGGAUCCUUCCGCUGCCCUGGUGGUACUGCCUACCGAGCCAGCAGCCCACCCUGCCACCCAUCACCUUGAUGUAAUGGAGCAGCAGGGAUUGUGGCCCCCUGUUUACGGAGCCCGAGGGCCCGCCUCACACAUGCAGCAUCCCGCUGUCUAUUCACGCUCCCAGUUUCUACGGCAACAGGAACUCUACGCGCUGCAGCAGCAUCAGCACCAGCAGCAUCGUGCAGCGCAGGUGAUGGAGCUAGUGCACAGACACAGUCACUCACAGAGGAAACCUGAGGAUUCCCACAUGGAUUUGGUUGAGGGAUCGCCUGAGCUCCGUACCCCCAAGCACACUAAGUCUUUCUCUGUUGGCCCCUCAACUAAAACGCCCCCCUCCUCCUCAUCCCCGGGAGGCUGUGCCUCUCGUCUUUCACCCUGCUGUCGCUCACCCGCCCCGCGGUCCCACCUCAAGGGUACGCCCUGUACACCCUGUGCUGAGCCCAGCCCGGCCGUGGCUGCCCCUCGCUCCCCGGUGCUCAGCCCCCACGUCACCCCCCACCACCUGCCAAAACCCUCAGAGUCCCAGGAGAAGAGGGGAGAAGGGCAGCCGCCCCAGGACUACCCUCGGUCACUGGAGCCUGAUCUCCCUCCUGGCUAUUCUUACCCUGCCAUUGCCAUUGGUUACAAGGGUGGCCCCUCCCCCCAAGAGGUCCAAUUGGCAGAGCAUGCUGACUUGGAGGCGGAGCAAGCGGAACCUGCUGAACCUGCACCACAGACCCACCCUCUUUCUCCCAAAGGGGAGGAGCCUGUUUGCCACACUGGAAUGGGAUCUCCUACUAGAACAUCCCAGGAAAUAAAGGAAGAUUACGGGGUGAUAGAAGCAGAAGGAAAGAUGGGUGAAGGCCAGACGGGGGUUACCUGCGGCCCUUCUCCUCUCUCGCAAACCUCCCUUUGCCCCAUUACUAACUCUACGGUAGCAAACCCCCAUCCAGAACCAGUGACUAUGAUCACCGACAACCAAACUAGUGGAAUUGAGAUUCCAGCACCAGCUGAAGACCUCAAAGAGCUUGAUGAUGGUCUACUAGAUCCAGUCCAGGGUUCUCUGACCACCUUCCAGGAUUCUCAGUCUAUGGAACCUACCGUGACUGACCCAGAGAGGACAGUAGAGGACAAUUGUGCCUCCCCCUGUAACUCGGUAGAGACCACCCAUGCAUCACCACCCUUCUACCCCUGCCCUGUGUCCUCUGCCCUGGGAAAUCAGUACCCAGGCAGCUGCAUUUGGAGCUUGGAGCUGCUCAUAGCAGCAGCACUAUGUGCCACCCGAGAUGCCCGUAUGGCGGCCCCCGUGUCUGUAUCUGCUGACACGAUGACCCCUAAUUAUGGCAUAGAAUUACUAUGUGAACUGGCAGAGCUAGAGCAAACCCAACAGCAGAGGAACAACAUGGUGGAGAACACAGAAGAUGACAUGUUGACCUUUGACCUACAAAGUUUGGCAACCCUCGCUGCCGCUCGCGCCUUGGAGCUGGCCCCGCCCAUCACAGCAGACUCAGUCCCCCCCCUACGCAGAAUCCUCAAUCUGCGCAGGAAGUGCAAGUGGAUGCCACGCUCCGAACCGGUGUGUCCUGUUAAGGCUACCAUGGAAACGCUGGAUCGAGAGGAGAUAGCUAUGCGUGUGCGUCUGGCAGAACUGCAGCGGCGCUACAAGGAAAAACAGAGGGAGCUGGCAAAGCUACAGAGAAAACAUGACCACCAGAAAGAGGAGACCUCACGCAGUCCAGCUCGUCGAGGACCCGGAAGGCCACGGAAGCGCAAGUCCACAUCGGCACCCCCGAUCCCCACGGAUUCCCCCCCAAAAGUCAAGUCGGUUGGAACAGGGGCGGGGCCAGGCCUGCUGACAGCGGAGGAGUUGGCUGGGGGUGGAGACAGGAAGAGGAAGAAGAAGAGGUUGACCAAUAGCCCUUACCACUGUCUCAACAGCACACAGAUGAAGGUUCGCUGUAGGCCGAGAGGCAGACCAAGACUGCUGAGCACUAAGUUUAAGCAGAAAGCCUGUUCACAACUGAAGCAAAAAGCCAAAGCCAAUCAUGGCUCCAGACUGGUGAACUUGUGUCACAGAGAAAGCAAUUCAUCAAACACCAUCACACAACAUCUAUCCAGAGAACACACUCAUAGUAACAAAACUGGAGAGCACAGUGACACAGCAGGCAGUGUGGCAGCAGUCCACCAGGGAUCAGAUGGGAAGCGGACUCUGAUGAGAGGUGCAAGAUCAAAGGCCAUCCUGAACUCCUCCGCCCUGACAACUCGAAAUCAGCAGCUGCUAUGCAAUAAGCCCGAUUGCAAGCUCGAAGCUCCUGAGAAGGGCAUCUCGCCCCCGGACAGCGACACAGAAGACGAAGAUGAUGGCAUCUAUGACAUUGAGGAAGGGGCAGAGGGCAUCAAGAAUCUAUCAUCUAAAGAGCAACUGUCUGGAGCCAGCUGGCCUUCGCAGUGCUCCAUCGUAAAACUUGAAGCCAAUCAAAAAUCCAAGACCAAGAUGGAAAGACAAGGAUUCGGGUCUGUGAAUGUGUCCAUUUCUAAAGAAGAGAUUAGGAUGAGAAGGAAGGCCCCCUGUAGGCCAGCCUUGGUCAGUGCUGACUAUAACCACUCAGAACUGGAGGAGGGAAGGAGAUUGACUGGCCCCAAGUGGAGAGAGGGGUCAAGGGGGAACACAUUUGACCACACUAGGCUCCUCAAGACCUCAUCCAAUCCACGAGAGAGGUCCAACAGGAAGACUGCAAUGCUUCUCGGCAAGAGGAAGAGCUGUUGGUUAGAAACACUAUCAUCUCAGUAUGAUGACAUCACUUGGAGUAGAAGAAACAGAAACAAGCAGCAGGCAAAGGGCCGCGCAGUCAGUCGUUUGCUUGAGAGCUUUGCUGCAGAUGAGGGAUUCCGAAUGGAUGACGACAGCAGCUUCUCGGAGGGCGAGGAAGAAGAGGAUCCAGAGUUGGUGGGCAGUGCACUAACAGCCCUGACCAACUGCACUCUCACCAAAGAAAUACUGAGGGAUGGACUGAAAGUGUUAAUCUCAAAAGAGGACGAGUUACUGUAUGCUGCCUGUGUACAUACACUGGACCUGCCUGAUAUCUAUAGUGUUGUUGUUGAUGGAGAGCGAGGGAACAGGCCCAGGAUCUACUCUCUGGAGCAGCUGCUUCAAGAAGCGGUUUUAGAUGUACACCCGGAGACUGUGGAAACUCUGACAGCUGGAACAAGAGUGUGCGCCUACUGGAGUGAACGUUCACGCUGUCUGUAUCCUGGAUUUGUCCGCAGAGGAGGUCCAGGUGAGGAACAAAAGGAGGGCAGUGUCAUGGUGGAGUUUGACGAUGGAGACCGGGGAUGGAUUUCUCUCUCAAGCAUUCGACUGCUUCCGCCAGGCUACCAAAUUCAUUGUGCGGAGCCAUCACCAGCCCACCUGGUCUCACCUCCCUGCCGCAGAAGGAAGAGCUCUACUCAAGAGAAGAUAACUCAGCAGAACGAUGUGUCCUUAGAGCGUUCCGCUAACAUGGAGCCCAGAAAGAAUGUUGUUAAAAGCAAGCCAGGAAGGCCAAAAUCAAUCAAUUCAUCAUCAAAGAACUGUAUGUCUGAGAAUGUAACAGGGACAGCUUCUCCUCUUCUUAGCUGGCCUGUUGCCGCCAUGUCCAGAAGGAAACCUUCCAUGGAUUUCUUCCAAUUUAAUGGGUUAUCUAAGAGAGCGCUGAGGGCAAAGGAGUCAGACAUGUUCCCAUUAUUUAGCUCAACCAUUGCCACCCCAGCCAAAGGCAUCUUCAGCACUUCCUUUGAGGUAGAUUCAUUCAGCAGCAUUGCAAAUGGUUGCACCUCCUUUGGAAAUCAGCAGUUGACGACAGGCCUGCCACUUGGUCAUAAGGGCACCCCUAGUUUACGGGGUAGAAAGACAGCAGACAGGAAGGAAUUUCUGGUCAAACUGGACCAUGAAGGUGUAAUGUCCCCGAAGACUAAGAAUGGAAAAGCAUUGUUACUCCUUGGAAGUCCAGAGGUGCAGAGUUCAAGAGGUGGGCGAAUGGAGAAGGGCUUUGGAGCCAAAGGAAUAGGAGAACUGACCUCAACGAUGGGCUACUCCCAAUCUGUUAUUUUAGUCAAAGAUGCCAAAAGGAACACCGGCCAUCUUCUUAAAGGUUCAUCAGACAUGCGUAAGCACCCUCAGAGUCUGGGGCUUAGUGAAUAUGCAGAUUAUGGGCCUAACUGCCACAGCGACUGCCUAAGCUCCUAUUCAGAUAUGGAUGAAGAUGAAGACGAGGAGGAAGAUGUCAGAAGGGCAGCAAUACGCACCACUGGACGCUUUCUGUCUCGUCUCUCGGUUUCAUCGUCGUCCUCCGGUUCCUCAAGUGCAUCUAGUUCAGGCUCGUUGUCCAGCUCCAGCAUCUGCUCUUCUGACAAUGACUCAUCCUACAGUUCAGAUGAAGAAGAUGCAUCACAGCUUCUCCUACAGGGUUGCCUGUCCACUCAUCAUACAUUGCUUCAACAACAGCAACAUUCUGAGCCCCAUACUGCUGCUCCACAUCACACUUUUGGAUCCAAAACCAUGAGUAUCUCUAAUUCAAAGGCUGCAGUCAAUAGUAGUACUGGAAAACCUACAAGAAGAAAGGAGAUUGCCAAUAACUCUGCCUCUGUAAUACAGUCCAAAUCUUCCAAAGAAUUUCCUAAGAAACAGAAGAUACCAUCUUCAGGUGGUCCACCCAAAUCAUCCUCAUUCAUGCCAGGACGGCAGCUGUGGAGGUGGUCUGGGAACCCAACUCAGAGACGGGGUUUGAAAGGAAAAGCAAGGAAACUCUUCUACAAGGCCAUUGUUCGGGGCAAAGAUACAGUCCGAGUUGGUGACUGUGCAGUGUUCCUCUCUGCUGGUCGACCUCACCUGCCCUUCGUUGGCCGCAUUGAGAGUCUAUGGGAAUCGUGGUCCAGCAACAUGGUAGUCAAAGUAAAGUGGUUCUACCAUCCCGAGGAGACCAAACUUGGCAAAAGGCACCGGGAUGGGAAGCAUGCCCUGUACCAAAGUUCCCAUGAGGAUGAAAAUGAUGUCCAGACCAUCUCCCAUAAGUGCCAGGUGGUGAGCCGAGCUGAAUAUGAGCAUCUCAGCCGUAUCAGGAAACCCAACAGCAACAGUCAGGAUCUUUACUACCAGGCUGGAACUUACGACCCCACCAGUGGUCAGCUGGUGACAGCCGAGGGAGAGUCAAUCAUCUGCUAGUGUUUGGAAAUGGCUGGAUGCACUACUGAAAUCAUGAUUUCUCUUUGGGAGAUACAAGAUAUGGCUGACAAUCAGGCCAAGAUACAAAACUAGCAUGAUGCUGGAAAUGAGCUAAACCCACGGCCAUGGGUUUCUGCAGAAACUUUCAUCUCUACUCUUCGUCAUCUGAGUAAGGGUACAUUAUUAAAUUAAUUGUGGAAGAGAAAACUCGUGGUGAUCGCUCUAUGAAGGCUCCACAUACAUAGAAUAAUUUUUUUUCUAUUCGUGAAAAUGGUAAGCACUGGACUUGUUCAGAGUAGGAUAUUUAGAAGGCUAACAUAGAUCGGAUGUGUUAAACACUGACUUUAUUGUUGGAUUUGCAGAGAGAUCUUUUGGAAAGAUCUUCACUGGUUAUACACAUCAAACUGAUGUCACCGGGACUUUUGAUAUCCCAGCAGGACCAAAUACACUGUUACUAUGAGCUGUGGUAUGAUCUGUUUGUUUGUGUGUUUGCUUGAGAGGAGACGAGAAUGAGGUGGUACUUCUUUGCUGUAUGGAAAUAUAUGAAAAACCAUGUGCGUAUGUAGAGAUCAGCCACAACAAAACAAACAGGAAUGGGCGUCAACCUGGAGAUUAGAAGGUCUAAUUUGUGUUCUUCUAAAUUCAAUGAUGCUCUCACAGGUGUAAAGUCUAAUGACCUCUUUUGACAAUUCCAGGGAUUAUUUUUUAUAAUUUUAUUUUCAAGUCUUUUUGACGCACAGAUAACAAAAAGUCAAUAUAUAAGUAAUUCAGUUUAUGACCUGAUAUUUGUGUGUAAACAAACAAAAUACAAACAUAAAGUAACAAACAAAAGGAAUGAUUUUUCCAGUUAAGCCAUACACUUCUGUACCUCUUGCUUAUCUUCUCAUUCAGGUCUAUAGUUGUACAAUUGAUUUAUUUGAUGUAUGUAAAUAUAUAAAUAUAUAAAUUAAUAUUAAAAACAACAAAAUGUAUAUAUAAUAUAAGAGAGAGCUCUGUUCCUCUAAUGCUCUUAAUUGUGUUAUUUUUUUUUUUAAAUGAUAAAACUGUUCUGUUUGAUUGGGAGGUUUGCUUUGGAGAUAGGCUUGAUUUAGGAGAUCUUAGUUUCUGAAUACCCUCUUCACUCUUAUAUAGGAGGAGGUUUGGGAGAGGUUCUACUUGCAGAGCAAACAGUAGAACCGACACCAUGCAGUCCAGUCAGCAAAUUGUGAUAAUGAGGAAACAGGCUGUCUGUGUCCACUUCAUAAUCCUUUGUCUUUCUUUUGCAGUUUGAUAUGGCUCGAAAGGAUUCUUUUUUUCUAUUGCAUUUCAUUGUCUCUUUGUGAUCUAAUCGGAAACAAUUUGAACAAAUAACACAAAAAGCACUCAUUUGUGCUUAAAAAAAGAGGCUCUUGUACAUAGUAUUCCGUAGUAUAAAUCUGGCCUCCAAACAUUCGAACCAAAGUGGAAUUACUAUACAUUAAACUGCAAUAAAUAUGUAGACUUAUGAACUACAGUAGGGGCACUUGCAAUGUUUUUUUUGUUUGUUUGUUUUUUUGACUGAUGUACUUUAGAUGACUGACAACAAAUUGUGCAGAUAGCUUUCAGGAUGCUUUUGUGUUGCCUAAACACCUGAACGUUCUCAGAAUGUUUCGGCAAUGCUGUAGCAAAGUGUCUGCAAAGGAUUUGUGUUUGCAAGGGGUGGAAAUGAAAAUGUAAACGUUGAUAGACACUUCCAGCACUUGAAGCCUCCUGCGGUCCUGUAUGUCAUGUGAUCAUGAAGGACAAUCAUAACCUGUUAGAGAGGGCAGUUUAAAACAGAUCAAAUCUAAAGUAUUGCCUCUUGUCACUUUUCUUCCUGUUUUGCCAAAAAAAAAUUGUUCUGUUUCUUUUUCCAUUGUCAACAUUGUACUCUUAUUUGUUCAAUAUGCAAGCCUGUACAGAUUGUUCCGUGUUGGAAUUGUGAAAAAAAAAAAAAAAAAAAAAAUGAAUAUGCCUUUUAAUCCUAAAGGAUGACUUACUUUUAUAAUGACAUUGUUGCUGUUACUCUGCAGAAGCUAAAGCUUUAAGAAAUAUGAUGUGAAAAUUAAUGUAGUCACUUUCUGGGUCUAUAAAAAAAAAAUUAGAAAAAGAACAUUUUUAUUUUUGUAAACAAACACUGGAUACAACGCUUGAUAUGGUGACACUGGCACCACCAGCGUCCCAGGAAGUUGGCCAAGCCUCAAAGGAAAUAGAAUCAUUGUGUAACCUGAAUUUGAGACCCACUUGGAACUUGAUUUUUACGGUGGAUUUUCUUUUUAACCUUGUGGAGAAUAUAACUUUUAAGAUAUUUCCACUGUUAAAACAUGUUAUUUAUCUUAAUUUUAUUGCAUUCGUGUUGCAUUUCAUUAAAAAACAAAAAUUAA